AUGGCGUUCCCCUAUAUCGACACGCCGCGCACCGAAGUCGAUGGGAACGCGACUUACUUGACCAACGGUUUUCGCAGCGUUGGACGAACUCACCUUUCCGCUCUCGACUCCGUGGAAAACUCUUUCCACACGCCAUCGAAAGAUAAUGAUGUUAUUAAAGGAUUUGGAGAUGGAAGAAAACGUGAUUCAGCCAACUACAAGUCCAGCACCCCGCGUGCCGGUACUUCCUCAAGGCCAGCAAGAAGCGCGUUGAGAAACCUGCCCGCAGCAGGAGCGGCCAAGGGAGAAUUUACACCACUUAUGAGGAGCGCGACCAAGAACAAUUUUUUGAGGAACGGAUCUGCAAUUCGAGGCAUAGACGACCCGAAGACUCCGGCCUACCUGCGAGAGGGCCGGGGAGCCGCCUACACCCCUGGUUUACCCACAAUCGAUAUGUCUGAUAUGUACGAAGAUGAUGCAACAAGCGACCAAGCGACGCCAAUUCCUCAUGUUGCCAGCAGCAGCGCCCAGAGUACGCCACUGCCCGGCCUAUUGGGACGCCACGGUUCCGGAGUUUUGGGCGAGGGGCAAAACAUGACAUUGAAAGAGCAAGAACGAAUCAUCGACCGGCUCGACAAAGACAACUGGAACCUGAAGCUCAAAAUCCACUACCUAGAGGAGCAAAUCGAGAAGGCUGGACCCGAAUAUAACAGCGCGGCUCUUAGGGAGAACACCGAGCUGAAAGUCUUGCGAUUGACUAUGCAGCGUGACAUUUCUCGAUACAAAAAGAGUCUCCUGCAGGCCGAACGCGACUUGGAAGAUUAUCGAGUGCAACUCAUGGAAAUGAGAGACAAGUCCCGACGACGACAACCCGAUGAAGAAGUACAACGUGAGAUGGAUACUAUGCGUGAAGAGGUGGAGUCCCGGGACAAUGAAAUCAGAGAGCUUCGUGAAGAAGUGAGGUUGCUCAAGGACAGUCAAUCCCAAGAAGUUGAGAAACUUCGCGAUGAUGUGGAAGAUCUCGAGGCCACAGUGCGUGAAAAAGACCGAGCUCUCGAUGAGCGUGAGGAGGAAUUGGAGGAGCUCCGGCAGAAAGGCAAGGAAAGCGAUGCAGCUGCUGAGCUUCAAGCCGAGCUCGAUCGAGCAAAAGAACAGGUCAAAGAACUGCAGGAGAGUCUCGAACGAUCCAAAUCAGAAAUCCAGGAAGCGAACGAGCUCGCGCGGCAGGCCAGGGAUGAGAAAGACCGAGCCGAAGACGACCUUCGCGAAUUGCAGGAUGAGAUGUCAAAUAAGUCUGUCAUGACCAAAGGUCUAAGUCGACAAAUGGAGGACCGAGCAGAGAGGCUCGAGGAAGAGAUUCGUGCUUUGCGACGAGAGAACGAUGCUCUCAAAACGGAAGUCGAAAACAAGUCGGAACAUGCGGCUCGCCUGGAGGAGCGCUAUCAAAAUGUUCAAUUGGGUCUGAAGAGCGAUGCUGGCAAGUUAAAUCAAGAUCUUGAAGCAGCUCGUCACGAACGCGACUUGGCCCAGAGAGAGCAAGAAAGGACAUCUGCUCGACUUAAGGAAGCCCUUGACGAUAUCCAACGCCGAACGGAUGAGAAAGAGCUUCUGCAGACUCGGCACCAGGCAUUGACCGAAGAAUCCGGCGGCCUGCAAAGCGAGUUAUCUCGAUCGCAAUCUCGAAUUCGUGAGCUCCAACAAGCUGUCGAAGAGGCCACCAAUCGCGCCCAGGACAAUCAAAACCUUCGUUGGCAACACAAAGUAGAGAUUGAACGUUUGCAAGACGAGAUCGAAGCUCUCCAACACGAGAUCGAGGAUAAAGAGGGACACUUCGCCCUUGAGCAGGAGAGGUGGGAGAGCACCAAACGGUCCUUCCAGUCUCAGAAGGAGCGCACCGAAGAACAAGCUGCAGGACUCAAGCGAACGAUCGAAAUGCUGCAGCAAGCAGAACACACUCUUUCCGGCAAGGAGUACAAGCUUCAAGAUGCUAUCGAUAGCGAGAAGCAGCGGCACGAGCAGGAGGAAGCGGUGCUGAAUCGCCAAAUCAAAGAUCUAGGUGACGAGCUAACCCAGAAGAGACGUAUCAUAGAUGAGCAGCGCUCUGAUCUUCUUACCGUGCGAGAGGAACUCCGUGUUUCUCGGCGUGAGGAGCAAUCCCUUCGGGAGAGGGUGCAGGCCCUAGAAGAUGAGGUUGUUGUGUUGCAAUCAAGCUUGGCAGAUGAGCAAGAGUACGCAAAGGGUCGACAGCAGAAGGGCUCUUCUGACGUGGAAAAUCAAUUGCAAAAAGCAAUCGCCGACAGACAAACCCUGCGCGACCAACUUGCUAAUGCUCACGUUGAACUGCACGACUUGCGAACUUCCAUCGCCGAGGUCGAAGCCGAACGAGAUGAGCUCCACGCUCAGCUGAACCGAGGCAAAACUGCCGAUGACACUACACGAUUUGACAGCGAGAAGGUCGAACUCAGGAGGAUUGCGACUCGUCUUGAGACCGAACUCAAGCGACUGCGAGAUGAUAAAGAAGCCCUCAUGGAGGCCAAAGAAAUUCUAGAAAAGCAGCUCGGUUCCGAGAUUGAACGUGCCAGUUUAGAAGAGGGUCGUCUUUCAGCUGAGAUUGAUCGUCUCCAGGACAAGGUGCUAGCGGGCUCCGGUCAUCGGGACCGCGAGUUGACUACGGCCAGGACUAAGGUUCAACGGCUUGAGCGACGCGUUCAAGAAUUGGAGAUGCUUCUUGAGCAUCAGGCUCCCUUGGAGAAUGAACAGUCAACCGCCCAUGGAGACCUGUCGGUCCUUCGCCAGAGCCUGGAAGAGGCCCGCAGACGUGAGAAAACUCUUCUGCAGCGCGAAGCUGAACAAAAAGCUUAUGCUCGUACCUUGAAGUCCCGAGUUUCUGAUUUGGAGCGAGACCUUCACGACGCUCUCAUCAACAAGUUUGACUCGCACUCUUUGCAAAACUCCCCAUCUAACAAGCUUCACGAAGAGCUCAAGUCUCUACGAAAGCAAUUAACGGAUGCGCAUAAGGCUCUAAAAGAAGUCAAGAUCAAGAACCGUGACCUUGAGCGAGCAGCUAUGGGAGAAGAGGAUCAGAAGGACCUGCAUGAGUUACUCAAGUCAUCAACCCUUGAAGCUGAGUCUCUGGCACUCAAGGUAUCUGAGCGAGAUUCACGGUUAAACGAGCUCAAGAACCAACUUCGUCGAGUCCGUGAAGAGCGAGCAUUCUGCGUGCGCAAGGUCGAAGCAGUCACAAAGGAUUUGGAAGCCUUACAACAACGCUACAAUGAAGCUCUAGAGAAGGUCUCAAUUGGGAAAUCAUCCAGCAAGACCCGCCACGAAAAAGAAAUCCGCGGGCUAGGCAAGGAAAUCAUCUGGCUGCGAGCCCGCUUGCACCGCGAGGAGAAGUUCCGUCGCGACCUGGCAUGGAGCAAGGGCCUAAUGGAAUUGGGUGAACGCGUUCGUGUUGCAUGUAACGAAGCCGACCUUCGCAUGAUUUCCGAUAUGGGCGUUCAAUCUCGCGACCGCAAUUCAGUCCGCACUCCACGCCGCAAGCUCCGCUCUGCUAUUUCGCUGGUCGUGGCCACUGUUCGCAUGCAAAAGAUGGGCCAGGAAUGGUCGCGGGCUAAGAAGCUUGGCGAGGGCUUAAAACGAGCCAAGAGCGAGAUGCUUAAGCGUCGCGAAAGCUCAACCAAAAGCCCCCUUGCCCGGUAG
This is a messenger RNA of Penicillium maclennaniae, 3681 nucleotides long. Its product is annotated as putative spindle-pole body protein (Pcp1). Lineage: Eukaryota; Fungi; Ascomycota; Eurotiomycetes; Eurotiales; Aspergillaceae. The coding region runs from base 1 to 3681 and encodes 1226 amino acids. The record is from RefSeq and is a predicted model, not a curated record. The transcript has 3 exons. Gene Ontology annotation, cellular component: microtubule organizing center.